CGUGCAUUGAUAGGACGGUUUUCGUUUGGGCUCCCUUAACUCGCGAACGAUUCAACUUUUAGCCGACUAUAUUAAGUGCUUUUUGUAAAUAAAGUGUGUAUAAUGUAAUUUAGUUAGUGUAUUUUUUGUGUUGUGCUGUGUUUUUAGUGUUAGUGUUAAUAAAUGAAAGACGUAUAGUGAGGUUAAUUAACGAAAACACUUGGCAUAAUUGGAAACUAGUCCAACUAAGUGUUUUAAUAUAAGUUAAAAGUUAAAUCGUGUCUAAGUGAAGUUGCUAAGUUAUCUAAGUGAAUUUAAUCAUAGUUAAAUUUAAAAUUAUAAAUAUUUUUCUAAAAUAAAUCGUGCAAAUGUAAACAUUUACAUUUGAAAAUGGAAUCAAUUGAAUUAAAAGAUAAGUUGAUGAUUAAAUGGAAAUUUAAAUUUUGAAUUCGGGUCCAAAAAUUUGAAUUAAGAAUCCGAAUUAAUAUUUUUGAAUUUAGAAUAAAAUUGAGAAAUAAAUAAAAUAAAAUGGAGAAGAAUAACGAGCCUUCGCCGUCGACGACGCCCAAGGCCCCAUCCCCGCCCCCUCCCGGACAUACGCCAAGCAAGAUGGAGCGAAGAAUGUCCCAUUUCAAAGAGUACAAAUUCUUCAGAAGCUUCAGCGCUAAGGUGGAAAACUGGCCUAUGAGAAAAGCUGAACAACUAUGGAGGAAGAUGCGAGAAAGAAAAAUAGCAGAGAUCGAAGCGGCAGAGGCUUGCAAAUGGCUGAGAGCCGCCGGCUUCCCGCAAUAUGCGCAGAUGUACGAAGACCUACAAUUCCCCAUAGACGUAUCGGGAGUACAGAACGACCAUCCGUUCUUAGACGCGGACUCUCUACAAUCGUUGUUCAGAAGACUGACGGCACUCAACCGAUGUGCCAACAUGAAGUUAGAACAUCAUCAUCAUCAGAAGAGAUCGAACGACUCUGACGAUGAGCAAUGCGCUUUGAGCGACAAAUGGCAGUACGAGAGGAAGUCACGCCGCUGGUCCAGGGUCGUGGAGAUCACGCCGCAAGCGCAGAGGAGGUUGCAGGUGAUAGCAGCCAGAGCAUUAGCAGAAAGAGAAGCACGGGAAGCGAGGGGGGAAGUGGAAGAUGAUGAAGACGAGACCCUGCCCACGAUAAGAGUGGGGCUUGUCGACCCUGAGGGGAACUAUACUGAUGUCGAACCUGAUCUAUUAACAGUACCAGGCCAAAAUGUAAUACAGUUACCAAGUGACAAAGAAGAUGAAGAAGAAACAGGAACGCGUUUCCGACGCACCGGCUCCGAAAGAUUACGAGACGGAGCGAAAGCCUUACUACGAAGAGUGGAAUCCCUCAAAACGAGAAGAAGAAAGAGGCAAAACCGGACAGAAGUCAUCGUAUCAUCCCCCCAUUUCUUAGACGUACAACAAGAUAAAUACGCAGAUCUAAGUUAUAUAGAUAUGACUCCAACUACGCCUACAGCAUUUCCCUUCCCAGAUUUCCACAGUUCUCCCUUACAUGCACCGGCAAUUAGAACCCAACCACCUUCGCCUAUGACCGUUAUGCCCCCAUCUCCUAUUGCUCCUUUAGAACAAUCCUUUGUCCUCAACGCUCCUUUUGGAGAUGACAGUUCGAGUUACGCCUCGGAUGGUAGCAUGGGUUCGAGCAAUAAGAGUUCGAAAUCAAAAUUGGGGAGGGCGAAGAGAAUCUUCCAUAGAGGGAUCAAGAAUGAUGAUUCUAGUGCUCUCAGUGAUUCGGAGUGCCAACCAGCUAGUUGGAGACAUAAUUAUUAUAAGGAGCAUAAUACUCAUCAAAACACAGAGGUCUACGUAGAGCCACCUUCUCCAGUGGAACUCAAACCAGACCCUGAAGUUCUUCGAGAAGUCCAGAAAUCUCCAGGCCACACACACCAUCGAAGGCAGGCCAUAAGGACCAGUUCACUUAAUUUGGGAAAUGAUGGGAAGAAGUUUCGUGAUCGAAGUCUCAAAAGAGAUAAGUCAGCGUCAAGAAGUUCAGAGCUGGAUAGCAGUCCCAACUCAGCUGGAUCCAGGUCACACGAUGGAGACCAGGAUGAUGACGAUGAUAGUCUGGAUAUGAAGAGUAAGAAGAACAACAUUCAGCGAUGGUAUUCGUUUAGGACAAAUGCGUUGAAUGGUGGACCCAAGGCGAAUAACACAUUGACACCGACCCCAAACCAAAAGGACCCGGAUUCGUAUCUAUCCCGGCCAAUGUCAUCACUGUCAUGUGGUCAGCUCCACAUUUUGAGGAAACUGGCACUUCUUCGACUGACAGCCUGCAUGGAACGAUACUGUCCUUCACACAAGUCUGGCUGGAACUGGGAACUGCCUAAACUUAUUAGGAAGAUUAAGACUCCUGAUUAUAAAGAUAAGACAGUGUUCGGUGUACCCCUAACAGUGUCUCUACAAAGGACAGGACAUGCGUUACCAAAGCCUAUACAGUGUGCAUUGAAUUGGCUCAAAAACAACGCUUUAGAUCAAAUGGGUAUAUUCAGAAAAGCCGGCGUAAAAUCCAGGAUCGCGAAACUCCGUACCACAGUCGAGGCUGCUGGGGCUUCUAACGCCAGCUUCGCUAUAGAGAAUCUUAACACCAUGGAACCGAACCAAUCGAGUUUGAACUUCGAUGGAGCACAAGCGCAUGAUGUGGCCGACAUGGUGAAGCAGUACUUUAGGGAGCUACCUGAUGCGUUGUUGACUAAUAAGCUUAGUGAGACCUUUAUUGCGAUUUUUCAACAUGUUCCCGAACCUCUAAGGCCGGACGCAGUACAGUGUGCGUUACUACUGUUACCUGAAGAGCAUUUAGAAGCGUUGCAUUCUCUACUCAUAUUCCUAGCAGAUGUGGCGGAACAUUCGGCUGUGAACCAAAUGACGGCAUCAAACUUAGCUGUCUGCCUAGCUCCUACGUUGUUGAGGUUACAUCACGCACCACCACAAACUGGAAGCACUAAGGAAGGGAACUCUAAUAGAAUGGUAAUCGAGAGCGUCGCCGACCAGAGACAGAUCAGCGAGAGCCGCGCGGCGCACGCGUGCCUGCUGCUGCUCAUACAGGCACACAAGCAGCUCUUCCUAGCACCCGCUGACAUGCUCGCUAGGUGCAAGUUUAAUUACUUCGAGGAGAGUGUGCCGGUCGCGCUCGAAGAACUGGGAGCAGACUUCAACCAAGACUGGAAAGGUUUCCAGCAAGCCUGUAUCAAAGCUUUACUCAAAGAAGCCAAAGAAAAAACACGUGGGUGGAUGUCAGUGUCAGGAGCUGCUCCUCAUGUGGAACUCUGUUGCAAGAAGGUUGGGGAUGGACAUCCAUUGAGGUUAUGGAGAGCUACCACCGAUGUGGAGGCGCCGCCACAGGAGGUUAUGCAAAGAAUACUCCGAGAGCGGCAUAUAUGGGACGACUCACUAGUGAAGUGGCGAGUCGCUGAGAAGCUGGGCGCAAACGCAGAAGUAUUCCAGUACGUCACGGCAUCUAGCAUCAACCUACCUUCAAGAGAUUAUUGUGUUUUACGGUCAUGGCAGCAAGGCGGCACAGCAGGCGGGUGGUGCGCGGUGGCAGAGACAUCGGUAGCGCACGGCGCCGCGCCCCCCGGUGCCGCGCCACAGGCACGCGGCGUCGUGCUCGCCUCGCGCUACCUCGCGCAGCCCGCCGGGAAGGGCAGGAGUAGACUCGUGCAUCUGGCUAGAGUUGAUACCAUGGGCCGAACACCAGAAUGGUACAACAAAUGCUACGGACACAUUUGCGCGCUAUACCUCGCCAGAAUCCGAGCGUCCUUCAAACAUAACACAGAAGGUCCCGAAUCGAAUGUAUGAUCCAAGCAUUCCACUUAAGCCGGCGCCAUAUUGGAACUGGCUUAAGUUGACGUUUGUGACGUCACUGUACAUACUUCUCUAGAGUUCCAUGGAAUUGUAUAAUGGAAUGGAUUGGCGUUUUUGCCAACACUGGGCUGGUUAGAGAUGUACCUAAAUUUACAUUCUCUGAUUUAAAAAUAAGUGAUUAUGGGAUAUUAAUAUAUUAUGUCUAUUAGUAUAUUAUGUACUAGUUAUGGAAAGCAAUAGAUUUUCAAAAUAUAUUUAUUGUUAUCAGUAAUGGAAAACACAUGACUGUGUAAUAAAAGAUACAGAAAUCUACUUUUGGAUAGAAUCUUAAGAAAUUGUUGACUAUAGACUGCACGAUAUAAUAAUUACAUAAAUGAUUAGAUAUUUCAAUGUUACGAGUAUAAUAAUUCCAAAAUGGCCCAAGCAUACAAUAUACUCAAAUAAUUUGCUGACAGUAGGUAAAUAGAAAUUCGACAUAUUCAAUAUACAUAACAGAAUUACUAUAUUUACUACAAUAUUAUCAUAUUUAAUAUUAAGUACAUACAUAUUUAUAUUUCGACGUGAAUAUUUGACCAAAAUUAUAAUUAUUGUAGGCAAUAAAAAAAAGGAUCUGAUAUGGUCUUAUAUUAUUAUGUAGAAAAGUUUUGCAAUAUUUAAAAUAAUUUGUGAGCAUUUGUCUUGCAAAUAUUUGAACAGAAUCAUAAUAAUUUGAAUUAACCGCAUAAUAAAUUUAUAUUCAUUAGCAGCCUUACUUAUAAACUUGAAUUAAAUUUAAGUAAUACUUAAGGGCUGUUUAAAAAAAUUCUUACUUAUUAACUUUGCUUAAGCAUGUCUUAACUAACAUUUAAUCACUACUUAAGACUUUAAGUAGUGAUUAGUUAAAAUGUUGCUUAGAAGGUGAUUAGAGAUUUUAUAAGUAAGGGGGUAGGUUUUUAAAAUAUUCUUUACCUACCUCUGUAACACAAGUUGUUCUAGCUAGACCCUUAGCCCCAAAAGGGACCUACCAAAAAGCCUGAUUUAUUUGAAAAUUUAGUUAGAUAUUAUUAAUUAAUAUUAGUCUACCCCGUGGUGCAUUGUAAAUAUAAGUUAUAUUUUAAAUAAAUUCAUUAAAAACUCAAUAUUACAAUAUUGUUAUUGAAUAAUAUAAUUAACAAGAAAUCUCGUUGAAUAAUAUUUGAAUAUAAAAAUUAUUCUGUUUUACCAUACCCUAUGUAAAGUUAUCGUUACAUAUCACUAGUCAUAUUAUAUUAAUAAAAAUAAUAAUCAAAUAUAAAACACAUUUAACCGUACCUGUCCUGUGUUCAGGAACAUAGUAUUAAAUUAUAUUUAGGUACAUUAAUUAUUCAUAUUAUAUUAUAUUCAAUAAUGUAAUAAAAUUAUGUAAUUUUUGAACGUUGAGGUGUAUCAGAAUGGAAUAAAGUGUAUGUUCUAUUGAAUAAUAUUGUUGUAUGUGUAUUUGUAAAAAGUCUGAUUGUAAAUAGUUGCAUUGUUAGCUUUGAUAGAAAAUGACCAUCACAAUUUUAAUGUACUUAGAGUAAUUGCUAUAUGAAGCUGUGUUUCAUAUAACGCAGAAAUGGGUUUUCUCCAGCAAGAGAAUGGGUAAAAUGUUGUUGCUUGUGGUUAAGUCUUAUGGGUGUUAUGCACCUAAGAUCUUCCUAUAUUUAAUACGUCAUUCAGUAUUGGUAUAAGUAAGAUGACUAACGUAGAAGUAGGAUAGGGUUUACCCUUUUCCCCCACACCCUUUUAUCAUAAACCACAAAGCUACAUGUUUAUGAAACACAGCUUCAUACAGAAUAAAAAAUAUUUUCCUUAAUGGAAAAUCAAUUUGAAGCCAAAUAUCGCAAAUUGAAGAUAUUAAAUCGCUUUUAAAAAUAGAUUUAAAUGAUAUUUUUAAUUAUUAAUCUGUAAUCUCAAUAUUAUAAUGUUGUUAGUUACCUAUGAUUUCACAAAUUGUUGGUGCAGUUAUUCAUAAUUAAUACGUGAAUGUGAUGUGAAUUCCAGAGACAGUUUUAUAAGUAAUGGCAACUCUUAGCAUUAGGAAUGUUUGUAGUUGACUCGCGACUUUUUCCAAUCCUAACUUUAAUCGAGGGAGUCUACAGGUUCCAAUUCCGUCAGAAAAUUCUUACGUAAUUGCAUUGUAUAGGCACUUAAGCGUUUUUAGUAUAAGGUGUUAAAAGUCAUAUAAAAGAAGACGUUUCUGGAAUUUUCUCAACAUUCUGAAAAUAUUUUGCUCUCAAGAUAGUUAGGAAAUCUCCCGAGUUGGCGAGUGGACUUUCGAUGUACUAGGUUAAUUCAAUUAUAAACAAACAUACAUCACAUCAUCAAACUGUAAAUAAAGGCCAGUUACAUGUUAAUCUCAUAUGUACCAAUUCCAAAAAAUAAAUAUUUAACAUACUUCUUAGUUUCAGAUAAAAUAUAAACAUUUCAUUCCAUAAUUGGAAUUUAGAAUAGUUUUCCAUUCUGGAAUUCCAGUUCUAGAGAAUAAAAAAAAUGAAACAAAAUACGCGCGGAAUUCUAAAUAGGAAAACAUGAAAAUAAAACCGUUUUCAGGCAUUCCAUAAAUACUUAAUAUUUAUUACAAAAUGAAACCAAAUAAUGUAAAUGAAAGUCUGUCAAAUAAUUGUGGUAUAAAAAUGAUUUUGGAAUAAAAAAUGGGUGUGUUCAGUUUUAAAUAUUCGACAGACUGUCAUGAAUUUAUCCGCCAUUUUACCAUAUUGAUGUUCACAGUAUUGUAUCUGUUUAAAGCACCGUCUGCAUUUAUUGUAAAAUAAAAUAAAAUGUUCCAGCAAUUAACUGAAAUAUAUAACCCUUUAAUACUCCGUGUCUGUUUUAUCGUGUAAAAUAAACUAAUGCAUUGUGAUUUAUUCUUUAUGAAAAUAUAUGGACCAUUGUAUUAAA
Messenger RNA from Helicoverpa armigera (cotton bollworm), 6702 nucleotides. RefSeq names its product crossveinless c (gene cv-c). The record is from RefSeq and is a predicted model, not a curated record. Bases 508 to 3798 code for a protein of 1096 amino acids. The transcript has 21 exons. Gene Ontology annotation, biological process: regulation of Rho protein signal transduction; signal transduction; actin cytoskeleton organization. NCBI's taxonomy places the organism in Eukaryota, Metazoa, Arthropoda, Insecta, Lepidoptera, Noctuidae. Gene Ontology annotation, molecular function: GTPase activator activity; lipid binding.